CCCUGCAAAUUCAUUCGUCCUGUGGUAGUUCUCGUUCCAGGCCCAUUGUAUCCACCCUUGGACGUCGUUAUCGAGUCUCGGAAGCUCAGGUAGAUCUCAUUUCACACUCCUAAAACCUGACCGAAACUAUAGCUUUCCGAAACGUCGAUCGAUUGAUCGAUCGGCGUCCUAGUCAGAAGGUGUUGGGUCAGUUUGAGAGAGUUAACAACUUACAUUGUGUGUGUAGAUAGAUCUUGAUAGGCUUGGAGGGUUAGGUUGGGGUGAGUGGUAGUAGUGCAAGAUGGCGGACCUGUCGUCGUCUGCAGUGGGAGACAGGAAUGCUAAGGGUGAUCCCGGAUCGUCCAUGCAUGGCGUCACGGGAAAGGAGGCCUUGUAUGCAUUCUCCUUGCAUGACGGGGACAAGAUGAAUUAUGACCCGGACGCAAAGUUUGCGCUUCCGGUGGAUUCUGAGCACAAAGCCACGACGAUGAGAAUUCACAGCUUUUCUCGUCCCCACAUGUUGACCUUUCACUUGUCAUGGUUUUCUUUCUUCACCUGCUUUAUGUCUACUUUUGCUGCGCCCCCGCUCAUUCCCGUGAUUCGUGAUAACUUGAACCUGAACAAAGAGGACAUUGGACACGCCGCCAUCGCCUCUGUGACGGGUUCAAUUUUGUCUCGUUUGUUGAUGGGAUCCUUGUGCGACAUGAUUGGCCCACGAUAUGGAUGUGCAUUCCUCGUGAUGAUCAUUUCGCCGGCUGUGUACGCAAUGGCUGUUGUGGACUCCGCUGCGGGGUUUACGGCGGUAAGGUUCUUUGUCGGGUUUUCUCUGGCCACUUUCGUCUCUUGCCAGUACUGGAUGAGUUCCAUGUUCAACGGCAAGAUCGUCGGAACCGCAAACGGUAUUGCAGCUGGUUGGGGUAAUUUAGGAGGAGGCGCAACGCAAAUGAUCAUGCCUCUGGUGUACGCACUCAUUAAAGACAGUUUCCACUCCCCGAGCUACACAGCGUGGCGCCUGGCGUUUUUCCUGCCUGGUGUAAUGCACACUGUCAUUGGUCUGUUGGUGUUGUUUCUUGGACAAGAUCUCCCCGACGGUAACUUCAAGGAGCUUCAGGAACAAGGAACCAAACCCAAGGACAGCUUCAAGAAGGUAUUUAUCAACGCGAUCACGAACUACAGGACAUGGAUUUUCUUGAUCACCUACGGCUACUGCUUUGGAGUCGAACUCACCGUCGACAACAUCAUUGCUGAGUAUUUCUACGAUCGCUUCGGAUUGAGCUUGUCCACCGCAGGAAUCAUUGCAUCCAGCUUCGGAUUGAUGAACAUUUUCUCUCGCCCAUUGGGAGGAAUAUUGUCUGACGUCGUCGCAAGGAGGUAUGGAAUGCAAGGACGGCUGUGGAACUUGUGGAUCAUCCAGACCUUGGGAGGCGUAUUCUGCAUCGUUCUGGGCAAGACAGCAGCGCUGGGACCCGCUAUCGGGGUCAUGAUUGUGUUCUCCUUCUUCGUCCAGGCCGCGUGCGGUGCGACGUUCGGCGUGAUUCCAUUCGUGUCUCGACGGUCGCUGGGUGUGAUCUCUGGGUUUACCGGAGCAGGAGGCAACGUCGGUGCGGUGCUAACGCAGACGAUUUUCUUCACCCAAGCCACGUACCACACGGAGGUGGGUAUUGAGAACAUGGGAAUCAUGAUCAUCUGCUGCACGGCGCUGGUGCUGUUCGUGUGGUUCCCGCAGUGGGGAAGCAUGUUUUUCAAAUCGUCGAGGAUGACGGAGGAGGACUAUUACGCUUCGGAGUACAGCGAGGGAGAGCAGGAUCAAGGGCUGCAUCAGGCGAGCUUGAAGUUCGCAGAGAAUGCCAAGUCGGAGCGAGGAAGGAGUAAGGGCAGCAAGAGCCCUCCUGAGAAUGGGAAGCCAGAUGGGUUGAAGGGCAUCAAGGAGGGCGCGGAGGUUUAAGUUGACAGAUUACUCAUUCUUUUGGGAUAUUCAGGCCGUUCUCAGCUAGUCACAGAUUUAUGUUCUGCCUCGUUUGUAAAUAGAUGCGUUUCUGCCUUGAGUCCUGAUGAGUCUUUUGGCAUUCAUGCCAAUUUCCACGCAUCUUAUGUGGGCUUCAUGGUGAAAACACAUCCUGUGUCAACUAGGUGUAAUCUCAUCUCGUUUUUGUUUGAAGGCUUCUUGUUGCAUUGUGUAUUGAUUCGGUGGAAAGCCAUCGAGAUAUUUUGCGGUCGCAAAUGGCCGUCACCUGGUAAUAGUAUGAGAGGGAUAGCGAAAUAACUAGCUCGUGACCAAUGCCCCAAAGCAUUGAACACAAGCAGUAGAGUGAGCUAAUUCCAAGGAAAUGUCGAGAUGAGAUCAUGUAACAUCCACCGCAUACUGGUUACAGUUUCCGGCGGCAGUGGAGAUUCACCUUGCCAAGAAAUUCUGAAGCUGAUGCUGUAUUGUAGGCAAUUCAAGGAGUGAGUUACACUAAGUAGGUAGAAGUGGGUAAAAGAUAACACUUUUUCAAAUGGGGCUGUGUAGAAUGUGAAGUAGGGCGGUGGUGCGCUGUUUAGAAACGCAACAUCCUGCUUGGUAGAACUUUUUGAUGUUCCUUGGUUUGCACACAGUUAGAUUUAUUCUUGAAAACUUUACUUGUGCUGAAUAACUGUUCCUAGACAUGGCUUCUUCUUCGAGCCAUUUACUGAACAGCUCUACGAGCUUUCAAUUCUACGUUUCUUUUGUAAUGGAACUGGGUUUUGUCA
This is a messenger RNA of Physcomitrium patens, 2709 nucleotides long. RefSeq names its product high-affinity nitrate transporter 2.1. Gene Ontology annotation, cellular component: membrane. Gene Ontology annotation, biological process: nitrite transport; nitrate transmembrane transport. Gene Ontology annotation, molecular function: nitrate transmembrane transporter activity; nitrite transmembrane transporter activity. Lineage: Eukaryota; Viridiplantae; Streptophyta; Bryopsida; Funariales; Funariaceae. The record is from RefSeq and is a predicted model, not a curated record.